GAAAAAGGAUGAGAUUGCCAUGGUGCGCGGAGGAAUUCAAACGCUUUGCAGUCGAGGCUUUAUCUACCUGCUGUGCUUGAGAUAUUCCCCUGAUGGACAGCCAGCCAGUCGCAGCCCCUACUACAAAAUCGGUGGCACGCGGGACAUGCAGCAGCGCUUGCGAGCCUACGUCACCUCGCAGCCCUUUCGGCCAGAGGUGUUGCAAGAGGUUGCGGUCCCUGACUGGCGUGCAGCAGAAGCGAGGAUUCUGAAGGCCUUUCCCAGGAGUGAUGAUUUGGAUGGUGGAGAAGAGUGGCGUCGCUUCUCUCCUGAUGAGGUCAAAGAGGUCAUGACAGAAAUGGAGAAGGAGUCGCACAUUUGGACUGAUUUGGCUGAGCAGUCAGUCCCAUUGCACUUGGCUCGCCAAGUACUGCAACCCGUGUCAUUCACCGAAUUUUCCGCCUAUGAUGCCAUUCCAAAUAGCUUGGAAUCGAUUCACCAAUACGCAGCCAAUAUGGUGUUACAAACCUGGAUGAAGCAAGAAAGUGCCAGGGCUACUGUCAUGAUGCCCGAGCAUACUGGCUUGCCACAAGUUGGCAUAGAGGUCUUGAAGGCCAUGCUUCGCCUCGGAAUGACUCUGCAGCUAAUUGUGGUUGUUACGGAUCAUCCUGACGAUGCUAAUGCCACAUGGUCUGCUGCGGCAAUUGACGGCCUGGCAAUGUUCUGUUUGAAUAAGCGAAAUUCGAUUUUGGGUCCCAACUGGAAGGGAGACCCUGGCAGUGUAACAACAGAGGAUGGUUCUGAGCUUGCCAACAGACGCGAAGAACUUGUAAAUUUCUUGAAGGGUGAAAGUCGCCGCAAGGUUGUCAUUUUGUUUGGCCAAUACUAUGACCUUUUCAAGUCAGUAUUGGAAGAAACGCAAGAUUUGGGAGUCGAUGUGAUGAUUGACGACAAUUUCUUGAGCACUGCAUUCAAUCGAUUGAGCAAACGACCCUUGCAUGGCAUGUUUGACGAUGAGUAUCUGCCAGUUCGUCACAGGCUGUGUUUGUCAAGUGCAGGGAUUUGUUGCCAGUGGCCGACCAAGAAAGUGCCGAAAUACGGAGGGCUUCAUUCUGACAUCGCCAAGUCUUUAGAUUGCGGCCCAGUUGCAUUUCAUUUGCCAAGAUCGGCUGCUGUGCAACGGGGCCUUCUGCGUCCAGUCAAGAUUUGGCCUUGGACAGCGGCUGAGCUAGGGAGGAACUUCAGGGCUAGAAGCCCCAAGCACCAGGCGGAGGCGAUCAUAUCUUUCCUGCAAAGAUAUCCAGCACAGAGCCUGUACGCUUUCCUUCCCAAAAACGAGGCUGCUCAGGAGUUGAAUGCUUCGCUGGGUGGCUUGUGUGAAGCAGGAAACAAAGUGAAGCCUGUUUUUAUACACGCUAAAAUGAACACCUCGGAAAGGUAUCGGUAUGGCUAUUCGGAGCUCUUUGCUGCUGAAGAGUCGGUGGCAGUCAGCAGCGUAUAUAUCAUCCUGGAAAAUCGAAGUGCGCCUGCUGUUGAGGCAGCAUUUGCUGCUCCUGGGAAGAUUAGCAGCUUGCAUGUUGGCAGAAUGAUUGGCCUCGUCAGUAAACUUUCAGACCAACCAUCACACGACUAUGGAUCCAUCUUAGUUCUUCACGACAAGACCCAAGCCAGUGAGAUCUUGCUGAUUUUGGUGCUGGCCGCUCUAGUUGCCGAAGAUCCCUUGAUGAUUCAAAGUCUGAGACAAGUGGUUCUUCUUUCAGUGGCCCUCAACAAGGACCUGCCUUCGCAGGAAUGGCCUCCGGAAAUUCGGGACCUGGUGAGCGAUGGCUGCGUCAUCCCGCGACGGGUGCUUGCCCACGUACUGAAGAUUGUAAGCGCAAGUGUGUCGUCCACUUUCUCGGAUUGGACUUUCAAGGCCGACCUUCUGUCAGCCGUCAAGCUCCGUGACGGCCAUCUGGCGAUUCCAUCCGGCCACGUGGAAGCGGGAGUGGCACUGGGAGCGUGGCUGCACAGACAGGUGGACGAUGCGCAACAAGGCCGCUUGGAGGCGGAACGCUUUGACCGGUUGGCGGAGUUGGGGGUUUCCUUCGAAGAAACUUUGGAUGGCAAGUUGCUAGAGAAAGAUGAGGACUUCAGAAAGAACUACAAACAGCUGCUCGCGUUCUAUUCCCGCGAGAGAGGGGCUGACGUUGAGGCUUCCAGCACUUGGCUGAAGAGACAACGCGCCAAGUGCAAGCAGGGUAAGCUGCCUAAAAGCCACCAGCAGUUACUGGAGAAGCUUGGAGUCAACCUGGAACCUGGGAAGAGCCGUGAGGAGAGAUGGCAAGGAAAAGUGCUCGCACUGCAAACCUUCAUUCAACGGGAAGGUCACAGUGACGUUCCCGGACGUUGCGUAGAAGGUGAUGAGCUCCUGGGAAGCUGGUUGGACGCGCAGCGCUCGCGCUGGAAGUUGGGGAAGCUGGCGCCAGAACGUGUAGAGCAACUCCAGGCCCUGGGCGUCUCCUUGCAGCAGCGUAGUGCGCAGUGGGAGGACUACGUUGAAGCCUUGCAGCGCUUCGUAGGGCGCGAAGGUCAUACAGAUGUGCCCGCAGAUCACGUGGAAGGAGCUCUGGCAUUGGGCUCUUGGUUGAACUCCCAACGCCGCCGUGCGCUGCAUGGAGGGCUGCUGCCAAAGCAGAAGCAGCAGCUGCUUCGGAUGGGAGUCGAGAUGGAAGAGGAGGAGGCCAACUGGCAGUGCCACUUCAGAGCCCUGAGUCGCUUCAAGGAGCUGGAAGGACAUGUCGAGGUAGCUGCGACUUUUCAGGGCUCUCAGCAGAUCCCGGGCCACCUUGGACGUUGGUUGUACUCCCAGAAGCUGAAGGCUUGCAAGGGCACGUUGCCCAGCCAGCGGAAGCGGAAGCUGUUGGAGCUGGGUGUGGAAUUGGAAAAAGGCCACGGCUGUGAAGCGCUGCAUCUUGGGGCACUCAUUGGUGGAAAGUAUGAAAGGUAA
This is a messenger RNA of Cladocopium goreaui, 2968 nucleotides long. The record is from the annotation of a GenBank genome assembly. NCBI's taxonomy places the organism in Eukaryota, Dinophyceae, Suessiales, Symbiodiniaceae.